AGCCAUUGGCUGCUGUAGAGGGGGUGAACUAUCUUGACGGCCAGAGUUUAGUGUUUCACUGCUGUCUGCCAGCACUUUACUGUACUGGAGAUGCCAAGAUGGCUGCAAGCAAUUAUUUCGGCUUCACACAUGGUGCCGGUCCGCAGUACAGUACCCAGCCUCCCCCGGCCUACUCCCAUCCCUCUACAGCCAGUUACAGUGUCCAGCAGGCUCCAGCUGUGGCUCAUGCAGUAACUGCAUCGUACGCUCCAGCUCCAGUCCAGGCAGCCCGGCCUGUAGUCUCUGCUCCUUACCCUGCCUAUCAGAGCCACCAGGCCCCCCCUGACUAUGCCUACAGGCAGCCAGAACCCCCAGCGCCUCCACAGCCCACCACCACCCCACAGACGUACCAGGUGUACUCCGACACGCAGGACAACUACAGCUAUGGGCGCCCUGCUGCUGUGACUACCUAUGACAAUAAACAGUACUACCAGACGAGUAUAGCUACAGCUCAGAGGACACCGGCAGAGAAUUACUACCAGACAGUGGGAGUAAAGAGCGCUUACAGUCCAGCACCCACCACUGUGUACAGCCAGCCUCCUCCUCCCCAGAGGCAGAUAACUGCCCUGAAACCUCUGGCGCCUGCCAGUGCCGUGUCUACCAGCUACAACAUCUACCCAGUGUCCACCAGUGUCCAGCAGCCGCCCACACCCAUUUCAUCCUACACCCUCGGCUCCUCCUUCGGCUCCACUGUUGCAGCCACCACCUACUCAGGCAUUAGCUACUCCAGUUAUGAUUCAACUGGCUACACCUCCACAUCCGCUCCCUCCUAUUACCAGCCAGCCCAGCAGACUCUCAACCAGCCGCAGCCUCCUCCUCAACAGCCCCAGCAGCCGCAACAACCCCAGCCCCCCAUCCAGCCACCACACAAGCAACUGACAAGCUCUUCAUGGAGCAACUCGGGCAGCAACAUGGUGACAGCUCCGGCCGUAAACACCUACAAAAAACCCACGUUUCACCAGAACAAGCUGCAGAAGCCCAAAGGGCCUCCCAAGCAGCCUCAGCUGCAUUACUGUGACAUUUGCAAGAUCAGCUGUGCAGGCCCGCAGACGUACCGGGAGCACCUUGAAGGCCAGAAGCAUAAGAAAAAGGAGGCAGUGCUUAAAUCUGGGGGGCAAACGGGGACCAGCAAUGGGCCCAGAGGGGUCCAGACUCAGUUACGCUGUGAGUUAUGUGAUGUCUCCUGCACCGGAGUGGAUGCCUACGCUGCCCAUAUUCGUGGGGCUAAACACCAGAAGGUGGUGAAACUUCACACCAAGCUGGGCAAACCUAUACCUUCCACUGAGCCAGUGUUGGUGAAUUCUGCUCCAGUUAUCACAACCUCGACAGCUGGGAAACCUCUAGUCUCGACGUCCACUCCUGUCUCUGUCUCAACCACUUCAACGCCCACUGCAACACCCAAACAGGUGGCUGUAAACACCAUGGUCAAAACAGCAGCACCAAUCAAGAAACCAGCUCCUUCCAAAAUAACUGUCAUUUCCAAUAAGCCUGCCAGCACUCCAGCAACUACAGUGACAGCAGCAGCAGUGGUGGUGGCUGCCAAGGUGGAGAAGCCCAUACAACAGUCAGCUCAGAAAAUGGAGCCUCAGAGUGACGAUGAGGAUGGUGACAGAGCUGGAGGUCAGGGAGACAUCCAACCAGUGGGACAUGACUACGUAGAGGAGGUACGUAAUGAUGAUGGCAAGGUGAUUCGAUUCCACUGUAAACUGUGUGAGUGUAGCUUCAACGACCCCAACGCUAAAGACAUGCACCUGAAAGGAAGAAGGCACAGACUCCAAUACAAAAAGAAAGUGAACCCGGAGCUUCCUGUGGAGAUCAAGCCAAGUAACCGGGCCAGGAAGCUGCAGGAGAGCAAGCUGAAGAAGCAGAAGCAGAAGGCGGUGCUAAAGAGACAGAGAGACGAUGAGCAGCGCUGGCACAUGGAGAUGAGGUCAGACUCAUGGCCAAAGCGAUAUGAGGAGGACAUGUACUGGAGGAGGAUGGAGGAGGAGCAGAUGUAUUGGGGGGAGCAGAGACGCAGAAUGACUCCCCCACCGCUGAUGAGCCGCCCUGGUAUGCCAGUACCCCCUCUACUGACGUGUGUACGUCGGCCAGACUCUCCCGAUGACCGUCACAUCAUGGCUAAACACUCAACCAUUUACCCAGUAGAAGAAGAGCUGCAGGCUGUUCAGAGGAUUGUCUCCCACUCUGAGAGAGCCCUGAAACUGGUGUCAGACUCCCUGCUGGAUAAGGAGAUACCAGCUCUUACUACCGCUGCUGCUGCUGAAGGAGGAGAUGAAAAAGGUACUGAGAACUCAGCACGGCUGCUAAAAGGUGUAAUGAGGGUGGGCAUCCUGGCCAAAGGCCUGCUGCUUCGUGGGGACAGAAAUGUCGAGCUCAUCCUGCUGACUGCUAAGAAACCAACCAUCUCUUUACUGAAGAGCAUUGCCAAGCAGCUGCCCAAGGAACUGGAGACAUUUUCUGAAGAUCAGUAUGAGGUGCAGGCUCACCCCGAGGAGGCGAACAUCGUGAUAUUUUCAAGCAAGGAGCCCAAAAUGCAGGUGACCAUUUCUCUCACCUCGCCGCUGAUGAGGGAGGACACUGCUGCUGAGAAGGACAAGCAGGCAGGAGGAAAAGCGGCUGAGAAAGAUGUGGGUGAAAAGGAUCCUCCUGAUCUUCUGAAUAAGAAGAAAUGUCUGGAAUACCUGGCUGCUCUCCGUCACGCCAAAUGGUUUCAGGCUCGCGCAAACGGGCUGCAGUCCUGUGUGAUCGUCAUCAGGGUGCUGAGAGAUUUAUCUCAGCGGGUUCCUACCUGGGGGAAGAUGCCUGGCUGGGCAAUGGAGCUGCUGGUGGAGAAAGUGAUCAGCAGUGCUACAGGCCCGCUCAGCCCAGGAGAAGCCAUGCGCAGAGUGCUGGAGUGCAUCUCCACAGGCAUCCUGCUACCAGAUGGACCAGGGUUGAUGGACCCCUGUGAGAAAGAGCCAACAGAUGCUUUGGAAAGCAUGAUGCUUCAAGCCAGAGAGGACAUAACUGCCAGUGCACAGCAUGCUCUGCGGCUGCUUGCUUUCCGUCAGAUCCACAAGGUUCUGGGCAUGGGGUCCCUGCCGGCGUCCAAGGCCAGCGCUCGCAACCGCAAACGUCGACGGGAUGGCAGCGACACGGGCGAAGGGGAGGGGGAAGGCAAAAAAGACAAGAAGGAAGAAGCGGAGAGUGCUUGACGACUGCCUACAGAGCAGAGGCGUUUGCUAGUUUAGAGACUGGUAGAAUGUCACAACUUUAAACUUUUCUUAUCUUGGAAACAAUCUUAACACGCAGCUAUACAAAUGAAUAUAACUGACUAUACAUGUUACAUGUCUGCCCUUGAAUUAAGAGGAAUAUGUGUUGGAGGCAGAGGCUGAAAUGUGAGAAUCUGUACUGCAGUUCCUUCCCCCCGUAUAGUAACUUGUUGCAAAUGUGUCUUAAAAUGUGCAGAGAAAAUUGGCUCAGUAAAAAAAAAUCAUGAAAAUGACUUAUCAUUCCAUUUUGCUAUAAUUUCACGCUAACCACAGAUUAUCCCGCCCCUGUUUGUUCACAUUCAGUUGUAUUGUUUACUAUGACAUUAAAGCCUCCAAUUAAAUCUUUAGCACCUUAAGCAUUAUUUCCAGCUUUUCCCUUUGAAGAAGAGUCUGACCUCUUUGGCUCUUCAGGCCAGUACAAUUAUACCAUUUGACACAUAAGUCAGGACUCGCAGAACUAACGUUGGUGCAUGAUAUUUGUACACUGAAAUGUGUAUUUAAGUGUAAUAAAGCUUUGAAACGGUGAGAGAGACCAGAGAAGACGGACUGACUUUAGGAUCUACAUUCAAAACAGUACUGUGAUGUUAAUUGUGCCUAAGAUGACACAUUAGUUAUAAAAUAGUGUGAUGCUUGGUUGAGCAAACCUCACAAAUCCUUCCUUCAUGCCCUCUUUGCUCCCUGUCCUCUAAAGCCGUUUCAACAUUUCCUCCUGACGCAUUUUGAAAAACUUGACUGCGAUAAGUUCAUAUAGAGUUGUGAAAUCCAAAGGCCCUGCAUCACACCUUGAAAAAGAAAACUGAACUAAAAGAACUCCCCCCCCCCCCCUUUUGUUUUUAAGGUUUUGUGAGAAACGUACAAAAACACAGAAGCUCUGCUUUGUGCAGCAUCCCCUGUCACACUGGAGGACAAAUCUGCCACUAAAGAGAGAUGUCUUAUGUUGCACAAUCUGUAGCAUGCUGAGAGAAUGAAGCACUUAUGAAAUGAAAAUGUUACUGUAUGCAGCCAUAAUUUUAUCAUUUAAAUAAUAUGCCUAGUAAUCUUUUUUUCUUCCGAGAAAAGCUUUUAGUCUGAAAAAUAAGACUAAUUAUCUACUGUAAUGAUCAAGUAGUCCUUUGACUUUCUUCCUUGUGCCUGAAUCAUGUUGUGUGUUUAUAAAAGACUGAGUAAUGGGAACAUAUGAGUUGUCAGGUGUAAUGCUCUCAUUUCACAAAGGUUUAGGACAGGAAAGGGACAGUUGCACAACUCUUGGUUUAAAAGUUCUCCUGAGAGAGAACUGUGCAGUUUUAGGUUGAUUUUCAUUCAUCUAGAGCAACAUACAAGUAUUGCUUAUUUUAUUUCUGAAGGACAAUGUAUUUUGUAUUUAAACAAAGUGUGAGCGUUGCUGUUAUAUGAUUUGAAUGUCUUUGUAGUGUUGCCUAAAAUUAAGGGGAGAUAUUAAAACACUUUUAAGCCA
Messenger RNA from Micropterus salmoides (largemouth bass), 4746 nucleotides. RefSeq names its product zinc finger RNA binding protein 2 (gene zfr2). NCBI's taxonomy places the organism in Eukaryota, Metazoa, Chordata, Actinopteri, Centrarchiformes, Centrarchidae. The transcript has 19 exons. The record is from RefSeq and is a predicted model, not a curated record. Gene Ontology annotation, molecular function: zinc ion binding; double-stranded RNA binding; single-stranded RNA binding. Gene Ontology annotation, cellular component: precatalytic spliceosome. Bases 99 to 3236 code for a protein of 1045 amino acids.